Messenger RNA from Oncorhynchus gorbuscha (pink salmon), 1523 nucleotides. Its product is annotated as caskin-2-like. The coding region runs from base 24 to 1523 and encodes 499 amino acids. Gene Ontology annotation, molecular function: protein binding. The record is from RefSeq and is a predicted model, not a curated record. The transcript has 13 exons. Lineage: Eukaryota; Metazoa; Chordata; Actinopteri; Salmoniformes; Salmonidae.
CUCAAUUGUUAUUGAACAGCAACAUGGUGGUAGCUCUGUUGGAGGGGGAGGGGCUAGACGGUUUAGACAAUGCCUCCAACACGCCCCUUCACCUGGCCGCUCGCAACGGACACAAAGACAUCAUCAGGGUGCUACUGAAGGCUGGUAUAGACAUCAACAGAACGACUCAGGCUGGCACCUGUCUGCACGAGGCUGCCCUCUACGGCAAGACUGAAGUAGUGUGUCUGCUGCUGGACGCCGGUAUUGAUGUGAAUCUGCGUGACACCUACAACCAGACAGCCCUGGACAACGUCAACCAGUUCACCACCUCAUCAGCCAGCAAGGACAUCAAGAUAAUACUACGAGAAGCGUUAGGGUCUCUCCAGGUGAGAGCUGUGAAGGACUACUGGAACCUUCAUGACCCUACAGCCCUCAACCUCCGUGCUGGAGACCUCAUCAUGGUGAUGGAGCAGCACACGGACGGGAGGUGGAAAGGUCAUAUCCAUGACAACCAGAGAGGAACGGACCGGGUCGGAUACUUCCCUCCGUCUGUAGUGGAGGUUAUCAGCCAGAGAACAGGGGGUUCUGUCUCAUGUCAGGUCUCGUUACCAAGCCAACGGCAGCAGCACUUCCUGUCAAGAGCUCCUCCCACCAGUAUUGGCUCCGCCCCCCAGAUUGAGGACUCCUACGCCUUGUACUAUGACCACGCAGGAGACAGGAACAGUGUUGGCAGUGCAAGCAGCAGUGCAGGCAGCAGUGCAGGUAGUGUGGGCAGCAGUCGUAGUACUGGCAGCGGGCAGAGCUCAGAGAACGGCUUUGGACCGACGCACAAGCUGGCACCCUCUGUUGGUGAGUCCAGAGAACAGCAGUUUCCCCCUGCAGGACCAGACCCCAGCAAACAACCUGAUGGACAUACAGGUGGUCAGAGUCGUCAAGUCAGUGGUGGUACUCGUUUGGGGGAGCAGAGUGGCUUCAUGUGUUCAGACAUGGUCCUGGUGGGCAGCGACUCUGAGGCCAUCUACCAAUGGCUGUGUGAGUUCCAGCUGGAGAGCUACACUGCUAACUUCCUCACAGCAGGAUACGAUGUACUUACUGUCAGUAGGAUGACCCCAGAGGACCUGACUGCCAUCGGUGUGACCAAACCAGGCCACCGAAAGAAGAUCUCCAUGGAGAUAGGCAACCUGAACGUCCCAGAGUGGCUGCCUGACUACGUCCCUUCUGAGCUGUCAGAGUGGUUGAGUGCGAUCGGUCUCCCUCAGUACCAGAAGAGACUGUGUGAGAAUGGUUAUGACACCAUCAGCAUCGUCAAAGAUAUCACCUGGGAGGACUUAUCAGAGAUAGGAAUCACCAAGCUGGGUCAUCAGAAGAAGCUGAUGUUAGCCGUGAAGCGUUUAUGUGACCUGCAUCGUUCUCGUCACCAUGCCAACGGCUCCGACACGCUCCGGCAUAAACCUACCACAGUGGCUAUUGAGCCCCCCGAGAUCCCCUACGACUGCUGCCCCUUUCCCCUCACACCCCAGGACACCCUUCCCCUCAUUCCAUGA